Molecule: messenger RNA, 1401 nt
Organism: Sporisorium graminicola
Lineage: Eukaryota; Fungi; Basidiomycota; Ustilaginomycetes; Ustilaginales; Ustilaginaceae
Exons: 1
Coding region: 1-1401 (466 amino acids)
Biological process (GO): RNA processing
Cellular component (GO): nucleolus
Molecular function (GO): RNA binding
Source: RefSeq, a predicted model, not a curated record
AUGCCUAUCAGAAGAAUAGGUCGUCAGAGCUCGCCCAGCAAGGGCGAUGAGGACAGCCCGUCCAAGACGCGCGUCCAGCCUAUGCGUAGCGCUCGCCUCAGAAGUGCAUCACCCUUCUUGGAUAUUGCAAGCGCAUCGACCAGUGCCGCUGCCUCGCAGCCCUCGUCUCAAACAUCUUCCCCUUCGAAAGCCUCGCCAUCUAAGGCGAUCCGCCCUUCGCCCAGGAAAGUUGCACCUGCGUCCUCUUCGCUCCAGCUUCCGGUGAGACGGUCCACUCGCUCGCGUUCGCGUUCAGUAGACCCGGAGAGCCUGCCUAUCAUCGGCGAGGACGUCUCCCCUGCGACGUCACGCGAGGUUUCUGAAGCUCUCGAUGCGGAGGUCGAGGCAGCGAGCCCGGAGCAUGAUCAAGAAAAUGCAACCCCAGAGCCGCGUCUCGCCACAAUAUCCGAAGAUGCAGCUCCACCAACACUGUCGGAAGACGUCGAAAAUGCUGAGAUGACUUCCUCCAAUGACAGCUCCGACACUGAUUCGAACUCUGACCCCGACUCUGACUCAGAUGGGAGCUCGAAUACCGACUCGGACGACUCGAGCUCCGCGUCCUCCUCAGAAGACGAGCAAGAAGGCGAUGCAACGGCCGACCUGGAUGCGCUACUGAAAGCAUCACAGCAAGCGUACAAGAGCCGAGCCCCUGCGCCUGCUGCUCAGAGUCGAUUCGAGGACAACCAGGACGUCAUCUCCUUCGAUGCUGGUUCCGACCACGCCCAACGCUCACAGCGUACAGGCAAGGUCAUGCCUCUUGUUGUCAAAGCCAAGCACCAAGUGGCAAAAUUGCAGCCCAGUGCCGGCAAGCAGCCGAGAUCCUCCAAGGACAAGUUCGACCAGCAAAUCGAGGCACUCGGCGAACAAGCACCUACAUCCGGCAAGAAGAAGUCGAAGCAUGCCCGGACCGUCCAGACCUCUACAGGUUCCAGCUGGUUCGACAUGCCCGAAUUUGGUGCAUCAGCAUCGCGGCUGGCCGCGCUCAAGAAGCACUCGGCGGCUGACGGCGGUCAUGCGAAGGCUACGGGUGGGGAUGCACGACUCGCUUCGGCGGAACAGCUGCGUCGCGAGGUGCAGGCGCUGCGACUUCGCAAUGCACUCGAUCCCAAGCGCUUCUACCGAGCUUCGGCCAAAAAUCAGGCCAUGCCCAAGUUCGCCCAACUUGGCAGGAUCAUCGCUUCGCCGCUCGAGCCCAAGGCCGUGCUGUCCCGCCAAGAGAGGGGCCGCACCGUUGUCGAGGAGCUCAUCCGCGACGCGGAAGCUGCCUCGUAUGCCAAGCGCAAGUUCAGCGAAUCGCAAGCCAGCCACCGCUCCAACUACAAUGGCCGUCGCAAGCCCCCGUCCAAGAAGAGACGAUCAUGA